CCUCCGUUUCGUGUCGCUUUUUGGCGGUUUUAGCCUUUUUCGGUUUCGAACAUUCGCUCGAAUUUCUCUCUCACUCUUCUCUCUCUCUCUCUUCAAUUCAUCACUUCGAGGAUGAUAUUCAAGGAAACAUGAGAUGGAUCGGGAGGAAUAUUUACGGAAGUGUUCCAAUAUGAAAUGCCAAAGAGUUCAGAUGGAUGAAUCAUCCGUACCUUCUCUGCAAGAUGAAGUAAUGGAGGUUGAGCGUUUGCUUGCAGAACCUAGAAAUGAUCAUGUUUCAGUGGAUAGUAUAUUGCAAUUUAAUGAGGAGAAUAAUGGGAAAUGUUAUGAUGCUGAAAAUCUUUCCUGUGGAUUUGAAUUUGGUUUAAAAUCAAGUAGUGGUAGUUUGGAUUCACACACAACUUUGAAUAGCAAAGAUGAUUUGGAACUGGAGGUAUCUGUCCUUGAUGGAUUGCUAGAUGAUGUUGAAAUUGAUGAUCUUGAAGGGACCGAUGGUUUCUCUGGUGCAUGUGAAGAGUAUUUUUUGGAUUUUGAUUUUGCUAACAAAGCUGAGGUUCUAGGCUCUGGUCCAUCUGAAGUUUCACUUUUGCAAAACUCAAGUUCGGAAAGCCAUUCUUCUGGAUUAAGUGGAAGUAGCAUUAUUGGUGGGGUAUUACAAUCAACAAAAGUACCCAAUGCACAAUCUGAAUGCAAAAUUGAUUCUUUAGAUGAGGCAGCAACCAAUGAAUCACAUGGUGCAUUCAGGAACAAUCUAAGUCAACCAUCAAAUGUAAAUUGCAUGUACAACAUUUCACUCGAUUUACAGCAUCUGCAUGAGUUGGAUAACAAUCAUCAUUUUGUCGGUGGUAUAUUGUCUUGUGAGAAGGAAAAGGGUCCUGUUGUAAAAAGCCAACCUGCUGCACAUAGAGAGAAGAGAUCCCGAAAGCCUACUCAGAGGUAUAUUGAAGAGUUCUCAAAUUUGAGGUCAAAGGAAAAGGGACCAGCUACUGGUACAAAAACUAAACAUUUAAGUGACCCAUCAUGUAAUGAACUUCGUAUAAGAAUUAAAGCAUUGAAAAAGAUUCCAGGCGAGAAGUCUAGCAAUGAAAAUAAUGACGUGAUGUUUCCUGAGUUGCAAGUUCGCAAAGGACGUCCAAAGAUAGAGAAACUUGAGUAUGACGAUGAGCCAUCUCCCUCAGAAUCUGAGGAUGGAAGUUUGACGUCCAAAAAAGCUAGAAGGAAAGAUCGAAGAAAGCAUCAGAGGAUGUGGACUCUCUCUGAAGUCAUGAAGUUGGUUGAAGGCGUAUCUGAAUAUGGAGUUGGUCGAUGGACUGAUAUAAAGAGGUUUUUGUUUUCUUCUUCAAGCUACCGAACUCCUAUAGAUCUCAGGGACAAGUGGCGAAACCUUUUACGAGCCAGUACUGUGCAGAAAUUCAACAAGAAAGAGGCCGAGCAAAAUGAUGAGCAUGCCCUCCGUCCCUUGCCAUUUAUCGUGGUACGCCGAGUGCGCGAAUUGGCUAAAAUUCAUCCAUACCCAAGGCAACGUGGCUCAAAGAAAUCACGUGUUAGCCCAAUAGGUUCUUCUGCCAUUGCUAAAGAUUCUCCUCCAGUUAGUCUUAGCAAAAGAAAUGUAAGUAGGAAAAAGUGUACCUAGAAGUAAAUGUCCAUGUGUAAAACAGUCCAGGUAAAUCCAUAAUCAAAAGAAUCUUGUUGAAAUUUAGGUAUAACAUUUGCAAAAUUUUAUACCGUCAAGUAAUUACUGCUUGUGUAUCUACAAAGGCAUAGAAAUUUUGAAUUGUAAACAUGAGGAAUCAUUAGUUGUCUACAUUAGCUUGCGAUGCUUAAUGCCUAGCCUCUUCAAUAUUUUGUUUUUCUUAGUGUAUUAAAACCUAGGAUUGAUGACCGACUAAUGUUUUUGAAGCCGCUUAUGACUCGCUGUUGCAAAUGAAUGGCUAAAGGAACUGGUUAUGUACUGGACUCUAAAUUUUUUAAGAUUCUUAGAUUACAUAUUUU
This is a messenger RNA of Abrus precatorius (Indian licorice), 1989 nucleotides long. RefSeq lists its product as uncharacterized. Bases 134 to 1630 code for a protein of 498 amino acids. The transcript is spliced from 9 exons. Lineage: Eukaryota; Viridiplantae; Streptophyta; Magnoliopsida; Fabales; Fabaceae. The record is from RefSeq and is a predicted model, not a curated record.